CGAUUGGCUGUGGCUGAUAAUGAUCACAGGUUUAAUGAGUCUUUGACUUUGAAAGUGUUUGUUGAACGCAAAGAGUCGUGUUUGCACGAUAUAUUAGUAAGUAUUUGUUAUUUUUAUUUAUCAAAAAUUUACAUAGGAUACGGUUGACCUAAAAUACGGAAGUGAAUCAAGACUGAAUGGGAACGUACGUGUGAUGUUUAAACUGUGUCCGCUCUUAUUCGACAAGAGACAACAGUGAAAGUCUUACUGUGUUAUAUAUAUAACAAAGUACACUAAGCAUUGUUUUAGUGGGAUUGAGGAACCUUUAUCUGACCCAGUGAAGAAUAUUAUCCAUGAUGUGGAGCUACAAGCAUCUAUCAGCGGCGAUUUUAGGGUUUAUCACAAUCCUAACCAUUUCCUUGACGUGCCAUGGGUUCGAACUGACCAUUCUCCACACCAACGAUGUCCACGCGAGAGUUCAGGAGAUGAACGCGUUUGGGGGCCAGUGCUCCCCCGAUAAGGACUGUUUUGGGGGAGCGGCUAGGAUGAGGACAAAGAUUGAGGCCCUCCGAGGGGAACAUCCAAACACGCUGCUACUGGACGCAGGGGACCAAUUCCAAGGGACCCUUUGGUUCACUCACUACGGGGGCAGGGUCACGUACACGAUGAUGAAUCUAUUGGGAUACGAUGUCAUGGCCUUAGGAAACCACGAGUUUGACAACAACAUUGAGGGACUCCUGCCAUUCCUUCAGAACGUGAACUUCACCAUUCUCAGUUCAAACAUAAAUCUGGAUUCGGACCCCAGAAUCAAACCGUAUGUCAAGAAGAGUUACGUCACAGAAGUGGGCGGGGAAAAGAUCGGGGUCAUAGGUUAUACUACAAAGGACACGCCCAUGAUAUCUCAGCCAGGUGAGUAGCACUAAAAAGGGGUGGGUGGU
Magallana angulata is the source of this 917-nucleotide messenger RNA. Its product is annotated as snake venom 5'-nucleotidase-like. Lineage: Eukaryota; Metazoa; Mollusca; Bivalvia; Ostreida; Ostreidae. The record is from RefSeq and is a predicted model, not a curated record. Bases 333 to 896 code for a protein of 187 amino acids. The transcript has 3 exons. Gene Ontology annotation, cellular component: plasma membrane. Gene Ontology annotation, molecular function: nucleotide binding; metal ion binding; 5'-nucleotidase activity. Gene Ontology annotation, biological process: AMP catabolic process.